AGUUCUCGGGAGCUGGCAGCGAUGUCGAAGAAGAAGGCGAUGCCCCGCUCCACCAUGUCCCUCAAGGUCUUCCACGGGGGCUCCAUUCCAUCGGAUCUGCAACUCCCGUCGGCGCCUGGCAUGACGGUGGAUCGGAGCGCGUACGAGCGGCCGAGCUCCGCGAAUGUAUGGUCGUCCGCCAGCAAUCCAAUGAGCAAGGGUUAUGGCAACCAUCGGCAGGCGCUCCUGCCCAAUGGGGAGACGAGGCCCUCCUCCGCCGCCGCCGCCCCUUCCUCCUCGUAUUUCCCCAACACCGCCACAAUGGGCAGGAACUACGACGAGGACGAGCGGAGGCCCGUCGACUUUCGGCCCCGCACCAGCCCCGGCGGCCACCACGACUACAGAUCUCGGGAGUAUGACAACGGUGGUGGAGUCUACUUCAAGGGCCGCUUGUCUCGCUCUCCGGACCAUCUGCGCUACUCGGCCUAUCCCCCCGGUGGUGGUGACCGCUUCGGCCCUCCUCUGCAGCCUUCUAUGGCCGGCUCACCGGAGCGGCCACCCGUGAAUGCCUGGGCCGCGCGCCGGGGUGAGCGCCUGGAGCCGGAUGCGUCUGCCACCUCUCCCUGGCGCGUCCGAAACAGCAUGGCCAGGAUCGCCGAGGCAAGUGCCAUCGACAAGGUCUCCUCUGGAAGGUGGCAGCCAGCAGCUACGCCCAGGAAGGAGCCCCUUUACGAUGUCGAUGCUCGCAAGGUGGACAUCUCCCACGCGAUAGAGCAGCAGGAAGUGGAGGAUGGCAGAAGGGUGGAUAGUUAUCAUCACACCUCUUGGAAGCAGCAGCCAGCUGAGGCUACUCCCGAAGGAGGCUACCGCAGCCGUUUUAACGAUGCCGGUGAUACGUCGGAAAGAGCAAGGUUUGAGUACGACCACUUUGAGCGAGGCGAUUCUUUCCGGGGAGUGAAUGAACAGAGCUACCACAGCUUUCAGGAGGACAGGGUCGCUGGUCACGGGAGUACUUCUGCUUAUGAUUGUUUAGAGGUUCAUUAUACUCAGGGUGAUGAUGGACGACACAGCGCAGAUGCACAAGCAAGCCAAAAGCAACAGCAUCUCUCUGACUCCAGACACGGUCCUGGAGCCCGUCAACAUCCUGCCAACGUCUUUGAGCGUCAGUCCACUGAUAGCAACGUUGUAAAUCACGAAAGACUGCAAAGGCAACGAUCGUUUGAUUCGGAAAGGAACAGAACCUCGGCUACUGCAGUCAACCACGAGUUCAAUCAUCAAUCCUCUGCCCAUGUGUCUACCAUGGUUGGCAGCACGUAUUCUGAUUCCACGAAGACUGGAGCUGCUUUGCUGCGGUCCACUUCUGGAGAACGGCCCAAGCUAAAGCUCCUUCCUAGAUCCAAGCCAAUGGAAGAUCGUCAUGAUUUUUUUGAAGACGAGGGUACCUUCUUGUCCGAGGCGGAUCGCGCUGGGCGUCAGCAGCACGCAAGUGAAAGGGAGACCCAUGAUUCGAGACCAGUCGUUACACCCAGUGCCCAAACAGAACACGACACUUGCCCAACUUCGGAGAGGCCUAAGCUGAGCUUGAAGCCCCGAACUCAGGCUCCUGACAACGCUUCGGACAAGGAGAGGUACGUGGAGGAUGCUGCUACACUACCGUGGAAUUCAUGUGUUUUCUGGAUACAGGCGAAGUUUGUUCGGUGGUGCGCGCCCCAGAGAGAUGGUGCUUCGACAGCGUGGAGCAGACGACAUUCCAGUCGAAGCCGCUGCAAGGUAUCCAUAUUCCUGUUUCCAUGCCACAGAGCUGACAUGAAGGCUUGCAGUGAUGUUGCUGAGCUCAUUCGGAAGGAAAGGUGGCAGCCGGUCGAAACUCGGCAGCAGCAGGGUAGGACCAAUAACGAAGGUGGCAAGGUAGUCAACCGGAGGGAAGAGGAUCCAAUACGGAGUGAAGCAGACCGGUACGAGAUUCGGCGUGAUUUGAGUCGGCAGGAUCGCAGGGAUCACCGGGAUAUUGACAGGCAGGAGAGUUGGAGGCGACGUGCGGAACCCACUCCCGCACUCUCUGCGCUUGCAGAGAUGCCGUCGCGCGUUGCUGGGAAGUCGUCGCUUGGAUCGUCAGCGCUGCAGCUUGCGCAAGCCUUUUCGCGGUCAACCAUCUCCGCCGCUGGUUCUCGACUGACGGAUACUCCAUCUCCCAGAUAUGGCAGAGCUUCUUCUGGACAGCAGCAGCGCAAGCACAGUGCCGCGACUGCAUGGUAGUAAGGCACGCCAAGUGAGGCGGGACUAACGCAUCAGGCGUGCUUGGCUGUAGCUAUCUACAGAAACACAAGAAGAAACAUAUAUCCUCUUUUGCU
Molecule: messenger RNA, 2330 nt
Organism: Selaginella moellendorffii
Lineage: Eukaryota; Viridiplantae; Streptophyta; Lycopodiopsida; Selaginellales; Selaginellaceae
Exons: 4
Coding region: 22-2235 (737 amino acids)
Molecular function (GO): mRNA binding; translation initiation factor activity
Source: RefSeq, a predicted model, not a curated record